This is a messenger RNA of Aricia agestis (brown argus), 765 nucleotides long. RefSeq names its product peroxiredoxin-5, mitochondrial (gene Prx5). Gene Ontology annotation, cellular component: cytoplasm; peroxisome; mitochondrion. NCBI's taxonomy places the organism in Eukaryota, Metazoa, Arthropoda, Insecta, Lepidoptera, Lycaenidae. The record is from RefSeq and is a predicted model, not a curated record. Gene Ontology annotation, biological process: hydrogen peroxide catabolic process; cellular response to oxidative stress; cell redox homeostasis. The coding region runs from base 64 to 639 and encodes 191 amino acids. The transcript has 4 exons. Gene Ontology annotation, molecular function: thioredoxin peroxidase activity.
AUAAACAAAAGGCAGCAAGCCAAUCAGCAGUCACUGUUCAGUACCUAUUCGUAAUUUUUUUAAAUGUUUUCCACGGUUGUUGUGGCUGCCCGCGGUGUGAUUUCGAUUGCAGUGUCGCAACAAAGUUCGAGAAGGCUCAUACAUUUAUCAAAAGUGACCAUGGCACCUAUCAAGGUUGGAGACAAGUUACCAUCUGUCGAUUUGUUUGAAGAUUCACCAGCAAAUAAAGUCAACAUUUCUGAAUUGGCAGCUGGAAAAAAGGUUAUUCUUUUUGCUGUACCCGGUGCAUUUACCCCUGGUUGUUCAAAAACUCAUUUACCGGGAUAUGUAGAAAACGCUGAUAAGUUAAAAUCUGAGGGUGCCUCAGAGAUCGUAUGCAUUUCAGUAAAUGAUCCUUAUGUUAUGGCUGCCUGGGGAGCUCAACACAACACCAAGGGGAAGGUUCGAAUGCUAGCUGAUCCCAGUGGAAACUUUGUAAAAGCUCUGGAUCUUGGCACUAAUCUUCCUCCAUUGGGUGGUUUACGUUCAAAGAGAUUCUCUAUGGUCAUCAAUAAUGGUACAGUGGAGGAGCUGAAUGUGGAACCGGAUGGUACUGGAUUGUCAUGCUCCCUUGCUGACAAGAUAAAAAUCAAGAAGUAAAAAUCACAAAUAUAUCCCUUUCAAAUAUUAUUAAAUGUGAUAAGAAUAGAUUCUACUUAGAUUGCCUAAGCACUCCUUGUGAUAUGUCUAACUGACACAUACAAUAAUAGAAAUUAUUAAAAUACA